Molecule: messenger RNA, 906 nt
Organism: Mesoplodon densirostris (Blainville's beaked whale)
Lineage: Eukaryota; Metazoa; Chordata; Mammalia; Artiodactyla; Ziphiidae
Gene: WDR38
Product: WD repeat domain 38
Exons: 10
Coding region: 1-906 (301 amino acids)
Biological process (GO): negative regulation of transcription by RNA polymerase II
Cellular component (GO): nucleus; transcription repressor complex
Molecular function (GO): protein binding
Source: RefSeq, a predicted model, not a curated record
AUGAACAGCAGGGUCCCAGGGACGCUGGCCGUGGAGAGAGUGAAAUUCGUCGGCCGGCACCGCGGGGAGGUCAACUCUUCCGCCUUCUCUCCCGUUGGCCAGAAGCUGCUCACAGCCUCCGAGGACGGCUGUGUAUAUGGUUGGGAGACCCAGAGUGGGCGGCUGCUGUGGAGACACAGGUGGGGCUCUUCACCCCACACAGGGAGACUGAGGCCUAUGGCCCUGUUUGUACAGUUCAGCCCCAAUGGCUGCCUCUUUGCCAGCAACUCCUGUGGCUGCACCAUCCGCCUGUGGGAUGUAGCAGAAGCCAAGUGUCUGCAGGUCCUGCAGGGUCACCAGUGGAGUGUGGAGACCAUCAGCUUCAGCCCUGACUCAAAGCAACUGGCAUCAGGCGGCUGGGACAAGAGGGUGAUGCUCUGGGAAGUGCAGAUAGGCCAGGUGCUGAGUCACUUGGUGGGACAUCGAGACUGUCCCAGUGACUUCGCACCCAGCUCAGACUGCUUGGCCACUGGCUCUUGGGAUUCCACCAUCCGCAUGUGGGACCUUUGGGCAGGGACCCCAGUGAUCUUCCACCAGGAGCUGGAGGGCCACAGUGGCAACAUCAGCUGCCUGUGCUACUCAGCAUCUGGCCUAUUGGCGUCUGGCUCCUGGGACAAGACUAUCCACAACUGGAAGCCCUCAACCGGAAGCCUGCCUGUCCAGCUCAAGGGCCACAUCACCUGGGUGAAGAGCAGAGCUUUCUCCCCUGAUGGGCUGCAGGUGGCCAGCACUGGCUAUUCCCACAUGAUCAAAGUCUGGGACUACAAUACGGGAAAGUGCAUUGAGACCCUGAAGGGAGUCCUGGAUGUGGCCCACGCCUGUGCCUUUACCCCAGAUGGAAAACUCUUAGUGUCUGGAGCUGCUUAG